AUGCACCAAUGGGAUUUUAGUAUGAAGCGCGCGAAUCUACACCUCAUCCCGUUGAUCCAACCGCACCAUCAGCAGCAGCCGCAAGAUGACGAAGCGAGUGUGGACCAGGCUGGUUCCGGCGCCACCACCGAGCUGACGGGAUGCGUACUGAUUGAUUCUACUCGCCGAGGGAAGCGGUAUCCAGAUGCUUUGUCCAAGACCGUGCCGAUCUGGUGUGCUGUUCUGAAUCGUGCAUCUCAUCGAACUUUUGGCACACCAAGCGAUCCACCUCCCUUGCAGAUACCUACAGAUACUGUAUCACUCAGUGAAGCGGCACAAAUCGAAGCUCGCUUGGAUAUGUGGGUCCACAAAUUUUGUGCGUCUGACUUGGCUGUUCCGUGUCUUGAGAAGCCUCUUUGUCCCGUGUUCGUCCAUGCACCACAUAUACCCACCUUGCCCACUUGUGCUAUGCAACACCACAUCGUGCUGGUGAGUGUCUCGCCAAGUGAGACACCCAAGGCAUUUCACACCAUGCAUGCGUCUUACGUUCAGGGUGCGGGUGAUGAUCACGAAGCUUGGGCUCACGGACUCACACCUGCUUUGUUCUGGCGUCAUCAUCGGGAACUUCUUGCGCCUCAUUUGCAGCGUGAAGAUCGUGUUAAACUCGUGCACAAGCUCGUGCGAGAGGAGCGCGGGCGUUCUGGCCAAGUCCCGUGGCUAGCGACGGACAACUCAGCGACUCGAAUCGACGGCACGUGCCUCUUUAUCGCUGCACGCCCUCUCGCCCACUCAUUUUCUCAUCAUGAGCGCUCUCGCUAUGCAUUCAUUGUGCACUGUUCCCAAUCUGAGCGGGAGCCAUCGACAACACCUGCGACACAACAACAGCCGUGUACAUCGGAGACUCCACCUGUCUUACGCCUUGGCAUAGAUGCGUCAAAGCGUGGCCUCGGGUCCUUUUCCCGAGCGUUGCCUCUCGUCGUUGACGCUGUUACAGAUGCAUUAAUAUGGGAAACACGGAACAAGGAGCAUCCACGUGGCGUGCUUGUGUGUUGUAGUGACGGUUGCCAGCUUAGCGGUGCUGUGGCCGUGGCAAUACUGGCUGCAUCAUACGACCAGCACCGUCAGUUUCUCGGCACUGGUACAGAUGCUCAUCAAAAACUCACAAAGCAUCGCAAGCGUAUUUCCAAAGAUGAUACUCAGCGGCGACUUCAGUGGAUCACCGGCUCUGUUCAUUCGGUGAGCCAGACUUCUCCCAGUCGUGCGCAUCUGCAGCGUGUGAAUGCAUACCUUAUGGGUCCUCUACGUCAAGUACGUUUAUGGGAGUAA
Messenger RNA from Malassezia globosa CBS 7966, 1305 nucleotides. RefSeq lists its product as uncharacterized. The transcript has a single exon. Gene Ontology annotation, biological process: charged-tRNA amino acid modification. Gene Ontology annotation, cellular component: cytoplasm. The coding region runs from base 1 to 1305 and encodes 434 amino acids. NCBI's taxonomy places the organism in Eukaryota, Fungi, Basidiomycota, Malasseziomycetes, Malasseziales, Malasseziaceae. The record is from RefSeq and is a predicted model, not a curated record. Gene Ontology annotation, molecular function: tRNA adenosine(64)-2'-O-ribosylphosphate transferase activity.